This is a messenger RNA of Hansenula anomala, 465 nucleotides long. It is a transcript of the gene RRN10, whose product is annotated as Rrn10p. Gene Ontology annotation, biological process: nucleolar large rRNA transcription by RNA polymerase I. Gene Ontology annotation, molecular function: RNA polymerase I cis-regulatory region sequence-specific DNA binding. The transcript has a single exon. The coding region runs from base 1 to 465 and encodes 154 amino acids. Lineage: Eukaryota; Fungi; Ascomycota; Saccharomycetes; Phaffomycetales; Wickerhamomycetaceae. Gene Ontology annotation, cellular component: RNA polymerase I upstream activating factor complex. The record is from RefSeq and is a predicted model, not a curated record.
AUGAGCCAGAGGAAAGAAAUUGAUGUAUUCGAUUGUUGUGAUGGUGAUCGUAUAGUAAAGAGAUCGGCUGAUGAAGAGAUUGCAGAAAGAGUUGGUGGAUUAGCUAGGGUUCCUGUUAAAUUGAGAGAUGAUAAAUUUCAACUUCCAGAUUCUGAUCUAUUGAAAGUUUUACACUACUACAUCAGUAAUAAAUAUCCAGAAAAGGCAAGAAUAUUCGAGGAAACGUCUUUAAUAACAAUGGGUUUAUUAGUUGAACAUUGGAUGGAUGAAUUUAUUGGUGAAACUUCAGCUCAAAUGUAUGCUGAGUUCGCAAAUGGUGAUGGUGCUUCAUCACAAACAUCAAAAAAGAUUGCAGAACGCAAUGAAUGGAAGAGAACUCAUAACUUUGAGAAUAACGAAAAUAAAAGACAAAAGAAACAAAAAGAUGUAUCAUCAGAUUCAGAUUCAGAAUCGUCAUCAUCAUGA